Cuscuta epithymum is the source of this 1282-nucleotide messenger RNA. Lineage: Eukaryota; Viridiplantae; Streptophyta; Magnoliopsida; Solanales; Convolvulaceae. The record is from the annotation of a GenBank genome assembly.
CUAUCAUUCAUUUCAUGAGAAGAAACUUACGUGCAAUUAACAUAUAAUAGACGUGCUUGCAUUAUAUACAUGUACAUUGUUGCAUGCAUCCAGCCUGUAUACAAUACCAUUAACAAGUCCCAAGUACUUCGAAAGUUCAAAUUGAUCGAUCUCCAUAUAUGUAUUUAUGAUAAACCAAACUAAACUGACUAAUAAAAAGGUAACAGUAUGCAUAGAAAGAUAUGAGAGCAACAUCAUAUAAUCCAUAAAAAAAUAAGAUGAGGACGAGUUUGGUGAGAGAGAAAAUAGAGUGGUCAUGGAGUGGAGUGGGCUUUUCGUGGUUUGGAUUAGGAGUAGUUCUGACAAUUAUCGUCAGUUGCACUGCCACCCAAACACCGAAAAAUGGUUCGACUACCCCUGAUGCCGCAAGCAUUUGUGCCAAUGCCAUUUUAAUCUACGGUUACCAAUGCCAGGAAUACUUGGUAAACACCGGUGACGGGUACAUAUUGAGUGUGCAGAGAAUACCCAUAGGUCGCUCAGGUGGAGAUGGACCUCGCCCUCCGGUGUUGUUGCAACAUGGUCUUCUUUUAGAUGGCAGGUCAUGGUUCUAUAACAAGCCAGAAGAAAAUCUUCCAAUGAUUCUGGCAGAUAAAGGUUAUGAUGUGUGGAUCUCAAAUACCAGGGGAACCGAAUAUAGCAGAAGACAUCUCUACCUUGAUCCCAAACAAAAGGGAUAUUGGUACUGGACAUGGGACCAUUUGGCAGAAUAUGAAAUCCCAGCUGUUAUAAACUUUGUUUACAAUGCCACGGGCCAGAAAAUCCAUUACAUAGGGCACGCACUGGGCAGUUUGCUAUGCUUGGCAUCAUUCGCAGAGGGAAACAUGGGAAUAGAUAGAGUGAAGUCUGUAGCGUUUUUGAGCCCCACUGUUUACUCCAACCACAUCACCUCUCCGAUCAUUAGUGUUGCUGUCAAAUUGGGUCUUGCUGAGAUGGGUGCACGUAUUGGGCUUUAUGAAUUCAACGCGGAUAGUCAACCGGUGUCUCGCAUCGUGAAAUUAUUGUGUUCUCAGCCAACAAUUGUCUGCAGUGAGUUGCCAACUCCAUUGACAGGUAAAAACUGUUGCAUCAAUAAGAUGGCUAAACAGCUAUUCGCAAAGAAUGGAAUGGAACCCACGUCAAUUAGAAACUUAAAGCAUUUAUCUCAGAAUGUUCGACAUGGUACUUUAGAAAAGUACGACUAUGGGACAACAGAAGCGAAUAUGGAACAUUACGGUGCAAAAAAACCGCCCCUGUAUGACUUGAG